AUGGAAUUUCAUGAUGACCUUAAAGAAGAAAUAGUGAACUUUAAACCUAUCCAAGGUUCGAAUGUAAGCGAGGCUCGAAUCUUGAUGAUAGGACCGGUUGGUGCUGGAAAGUCUAGCUUCUUCAAUACUAUAGAUUCAAUUUACCGCGGCCGAAUCACUCAGCGAGCUAGCAGCGGAAGUUCAGAGCACAGUCUCACCACUGCAUUUGUUCCGUAUUCUAUCGAAAUUAGUUCUGGGGCGACCUUGAACUUCCGGUUGUGUGAUACACGUGGUCUAGAAGAAUCUAUGGGUAUUGAUGUACUGGAGGGUAACUAUUUACUUGAUGGAAACAUACCGUACUACUACGAGGUAUCAUUCAAUUUGUUUUUGAAAAUUUAUUAA
Molecule: messenger RNA, 381 nt
Organism: Ruditapes philippinarum (Manila clam)
Lineage: Eukaryota; Metazoa; Mollusca; Bivalvia; Venerida; Veneridae
Product: interferon-induced protein 44-like
Exons: 3
Coding region: 1-381 (126 amino acids)
Source: RefSeq, a predicted model, not a curated record